This is a messenger RNA of Plodia interpunctella (Indianmeal moth), 999 nucleotides long. RefSeq names its product thialysine N-epsilon-acetyltransferase-like. Bases 181 to 720 code for a protein of 179 amino acids. The record is from RefSeq and is a predicted model, not a curated record. The transcript has 4 exons. Lineage: Eukaryota; Metazoa; Arthropoda; Insecta; Lepidoptera; Pyralidae. Gene Ontology annotation, molecular function: N-acetyltransferase activity.
AGUUUUUUUGUGCGUUUCGUUUAGGUUUUUCUUAUUUUUAUAAUUAAUUAGUUUUUAACAAACUCAAGAAUUUCAAGUUCAACGCAAAAUUGCGUUCUCGAUGUUGGAUAGAUUAUAAUUUCACUUUUUCUUUGCGAUUACUCAGAUUGCAGUGUUUGUGAUAAAAAACGUGUUGAAAAAAUGUCGACGGAGAGAUUUCACAAUGACGACCUUACGAUUAGAGAUGCGAUUAAAGAAGAUAUGACAACGGUCGCCGAAAUGAUACAAGAACUGGCAGACUUUGAAAACAUGCCAGAGGGACCAAAACUAACUGUGAAAGAUUUGGAAACUCAUGGGUUCAAGAGCUCCCCUCCAGCAUUCCGCUGCAAGAUAGCUGAAACCACAUCGGACCAAGCUGUCCUGGGCUAUGCAUUGUACUACCCCACUUAUUCCACAUGGGAGGGCCGCUCUAUGAUGCUGGAGGACUUGUACGUGAGGCCCUCAGAGAGGAAAAGGGGGGUUGGCAAGAGGCUGUUUAAUUCUGUAGCCAAGGAAGCCAUCAAGUUAGGCAGUUCUCGUUUGGAUUUCCACGUGCUGGAAUGGAACCCAGCUCGCGCAUUCUACGAAUCGAAGGGUGCUGUGAACCUCACCAAGUCCGAGGACUGGUGCUACUAUCGCCUCACUGGAGACCCUUUGCUACUGGCCGCGGGGAAGGAUUCAGAUGAUGAACUUCAAAACUAAUGUGUAGUUAUGCCAAUUUUAUUUUAAAGUACAUUAUCAAAGUUGAUUUUAGUUAUUGUAAACACUAUUUUUAUUUAAUCUCUUCUUUGUUAUUAUCAUAAUUAUCACAUUUUAAUAAAUUAUAGUAUAAAUGUACCUUUUACCUGUGUUCAAUUGUGUAUUUUAUUAUAAUAAUACUUUGUACAUAUUUUUUAUAUUUCAGUACCUGUGUACUGUGAUAUUUGUGCAGGGUUUGUCGAACUGUGUUGAAAAUUUAUUCAAUAAAAUAUUUGAAUUAGU